This is a messenger RNA of Maniola jurtina (meadow brown), 2932 nucleotides long. RefSeq names its product transport and Golgi organization protein 6 (gene Tango6). The record is from RefSeq and is a predicted model, not a curated record. The transcript has 5 exons. The coding region runs from base 167 to 2917 and encodes 916 amino acids. NCBI's taxonomy places the organism in Eukaryota, Metazoa, Arthropoda, Insecta, Lepidoptera, Nymphalidae. Gene Ontology annotation, biological process: protein secretion.
ACAGAUUGUUAUUGUUGUAAUAUUCGAUUUGUGUUUGUUGACCUACAAAAAACUGAAAAAUAUUUUAAAAGUAUAUCAUUAGACUAAAAUUGAAUAGCUUCCUGAUAUUAAAGAUAGUUUUUUUCACACACGACAAAAGAAAAACAGUAUUUUAUAAAUCAUAAGUAUGACCGAGGUCGGCGCAAUAUUUCAGCGAAUAGAGAAAUUUAUCAAAACUGACAGUAAGAAUGAAUUCAUGACAACAAUUUUCAACCAUAUCACAUCUAUAGACAAAAAUGGUAAUGGACACAAUGAUUCCUAUGAACUUUUAAGCACAUUCCUGAAGAACAUUAUUCAGGAAAUUGACGCUCUAGCCACAGAAAUACAGAAAAAUGAUGGUGUCCUUAUAAGUGUAAAACACCAGAAAGUACUACGUACAUGUUUCCAAAUAAUUUCAUCAUUUGGCAUUGCAUCGUGUUUGAUACCUGGCUUAGGCAUAAGCUUUUCAAAAAGAUGUGCAUCAGCACAAUCUUUGCCACCGAUUUUAUUAUCUGAUGAACAGAAAUAUAAAAUUUUAGUAUUGUGUACAGAUUUUUUACAUAGAAGUUAUAAUGUACCAGUUCUAAAAAAUAUUAUAGUAACGUUUCAUUUAAUUGACUAUUUGGCUGCAUUAAUACAAUUAGCAUUUGCUCCUUUAAAAAAACCUGGUGCCUAUCCUAACUUUACUAUGACUCAAGAAAUGUAUGAUACAUUAAAUACUGAUAGACAGAAAUAUAUUCAAGUAUAUGAAUAUUUAGUCAGUAACUGCUUCCAACCGACACUUAUGAAAGAAUUACUAGUGCUUCAAAAUGUAGCAGAUCAAAAAUCUCCUUUGUUUGUUAAAAGAGUUAUAGCCAAGGAGAUGAGUAGACGCCUUACGGUAUCAGGUGGCUUAUUGAGUCUGAUUAGAUGUUUUAUUGAUAGUCAAGAUAUGGAUACAGGACUUGAAUGGAAAAAAGUUGAAAUGAUUUGCAAAAUAGUCUCAACUAAACAUGGAAACCAGAAUGAGAGUGAUUAUCUAACAAACAUUACCGCCCAACUGAAACAAAUAUUUACUAUAAAUAAUACAAAAUAUCUUGUGACUGCUGUUUCAUGUCUCAUGACUUUAUAUGAAAGAUAUAAUAAUGCUGAGCAAGUUAAAAAUUUAGUUAAUGAUGUUUUUAAAAGUCUUAACUAUGACAUUUUGUUGGCAAAGUCACAUUUACCUGGCACCAUUAUUCUAACAUCUCAAGAAGUAGAACAUAGUAUACAAAUCCUCUAUGUCUGCACAUGUAUUAGUCAGGUCCACAUACCACCUGAAUUUGUAACAUCUAAUUUGUACUUACUUUUUCUUCUGAGAAUCAAAUGUACAAACAGUGAAAUGAAAGUAAAAAUAAGCAAUAUAAUUUCGAAAGCUUUAGAAUUAGUUGAUAAAACUAAAAUGUGUGAUCUAAUAACAGAGCUAUUGUUUGGGCAAACUAAAUCGAAAGAAGCUGAUGUUCUAAUUGAAGAAUAUGAAGCAGGCUUGACAGUCAAGUAUGUUAAUUUUCAUGUGGACUAUCCAGUAGAUGAAUCAUUGGUUCAUUUUGUGGAGUUCUUCAAUGCAACUGAAAACAGUUCACUUAUAAGCAAUUUAUUUGAAGCAUGUCUUCAAAUAUUUGCAGAUAUAAAUAAUAUGAGACUUGUGAAUAAGACAGAGACUCUAUUGAGUUUGGAUGAUGAGCCCGUGUUACUAAGUUCAAACGAUGAAAAGUAUGCUCGUAUGUUGACUAUUUUGUCAGAGAUAUCAACAUCACAAAAAGUUAUAAAGAUUUUGCAAGAAAAUCCUUUAAUCGUGAUUAAUUUUGUUGAGGCCAUUUUAGUUAAAAGUAUCAAUAUUACCAAUGAUGAAUGCAAAACUAUUGCUUUAGUUUUAUUAAAUACGAUAUUAUCUAAUACUAGUAAAAUACGUGACUUGAAAGAAAAACUAUAUACUUUCCUACCGAAAUUAGAAAAGAUGGCUAGUAAUGAUUCUGAAUACAUUAAAAUUUUAUGUAAAGAAUCAAUGUCGUUAAUAUUGUCGGAGUAUCCCAAAGCUAAAGAUAGUCCGUUUGAGGAGGCACUAUCAAACAUUUCUGACAAUCUGCUCCCAGUAAGAGCACAUGGAAUCAUGGAGCUUGGUAAACUUAUAGAUAAAUCAGAUCCUGAAACUAUAUCUAAAAGACACUACGUAUUUUGCCUGCUGCAGGAACAACUCAAGGAUCCAGAUUCAUAUAUUUACUUAUCAGCCAUAAAUUGUAUAGCAUCACUUGCUGAACAUUGUACUUGUGAUGUUCUUGGUGUUUUAUGUAAGGAAUAUUUGGAUAUAUCAACUGAACUUAAUAAUAUAGAAAGUAAAGAAAACCGAAAUAGGGCUGCUGAAUUGAGGAUGAAAAUUGGCGACGUGAUUGUUAAAGUUACUAAAAGACUAGGUGAAAUGGCGGUACUGCAUAAAAAUGUUUUGCUAAACACAGUAUUAUGCGCUUGUAGAGAUGAUGAUCCAUUGAUUAGAACCUCUGCUUUAUCUAACUUAGCAGAAAUCGCAUUAGUACUGAAUUAUAAAAUGGGAUCCAUUAUAUAUGAGGUUCUUCUUUGUAUUUGGACAAUAAUCGAAACCGAUAAAGCAAUAGAAUGCCGCAGAGCAGCUGUCAUGGUUAUUUCAAGUUUAAUCAAAGGACUGGGAAAAGAAACAUUGCUAGAACUAAAAGAAAAUCUACUACCAAUUUACAGAACUUUGAAUAAACUAUAUAAAGAUUCAAAUGAAGAUAAUGUUGUACGACUUCAUGCUCAGUUAGCUUUAGAAGAACUUAAUGAUAUUGUAAAGCAAUUCUUAUUUAGUGAGCUACCGAUUGAGAAAGAAUUUUCAAUGUUAAGAGAACCAAGUUAUAUAAUCUUUCAAUAAAAAUCAAUUUCAGUC